Messenger RNA from Mucor velutinosus, 1260 nucleotides. It is a transcript of the gene MSM1, whose product is annotated as methionyl-tRNA synthetase. Gene Ontology annotation, biological process: chromatin remodeling; regulation of DNA-templated transcription. The record is from RefSeq and is a predicted model, not a curated record. The coding region runs from base 1 to 1260 and encodes 419 amino acids. NCBI's taxonomy places the organism in Eukaryota, Fungi, Mucoromycota, Mucoromycetes, Mucorales, Mucoraceae. Gene Ontology annotation, molecular function: ATP-dependent H2AZ histone chaperone activity. The transcript has 5 exons. Gene Ontology annotation, cellular component: nucleus.
AUGUCAUUAGUACAAGAAAGAGAGAGGCGCCCCAAUGCCGGUAGUCGUAUGCGCGCUUUGUUGGACCAGGAGGUCGACAUGGAAGAGUUGUUUGAAUACAGAGACAGUGAUGAAGAAGAUGAAGAGUUUUCUACUAAGGCCGUUGAAGAAGAGGAGGAGGAUAAAGUGGAUUCUGAUUUUGAUCUGGAUUCAUCAGAAGGCGAGCAAGAGCACAUUGAGGAAGGAGAAGCCAUGGACAAGGAGCUUGACAAGGCAGAAAAGAAGGCACGAAGAGCAGCGACAUUCAAUCCACCUCCAUCCGCUGCUGCGAAACCCAAGAAACCAGCAGCCACACAUCCUGAGAAGAAAUCAAGCGAGAAUAAGAAAAGAAGAGCGAGAAGUACAACCGUGGAUCAAGACGAAAGAGGUGGAGAACGUAGCACUCGAUUCUCAUCCAGAAAAAACACAGUGCUCAAUCGUCUGCUUGUGGAAGAUCAAUUAAGAGAACAUGAGAAAAGAAGAGCAUUACUGCCUAAACGAGAUCGACCAGUGAUCAACAAGUUGACACAAGAAGAAUUAUUGGCAGAGGCGGCCAUUACUGAAGAGAUCAAUAGAGAUUCGUUGCUCGAAUGGCAGCAAAUGGAGGCUGAACGAAAGGCCAAUGCCAAAAAGAAAGACAAGCGAGGCAUUUUUGGACAGUUUGUGAGAUACCAUUCAUUUGCUGAGAAUGAUGGGCCCACGAUGCAUAACAGUAACGAGGAUGACAAAAAAGAGGAAAACAAUGAGGCUGCACCUACCACAGAUAUUAGUAAUGCAGCAGCAACCGAAAGCAACAUGGAUACCGACACGACUAUGACUGAUGCGAAUGGACCUGAUUGGCAGAUAAGCAACAACGCUGAUCUGAUGGGAAGAAACCUAGUUUCGUUUAUGGAUAACUCCAUAUUGAUGGACGCACAACAAGCACAAGAAUAUCAACUGUAUGGCAAGCGUGGUGGUACGGAUGCGGAUAAAGAUUUGGAAAAUGCAGAUUUGAUAGACCAAUUGAGUGAUUGGCUUGUUCGACCAUCUAAACCAAACAGACCUGUGAUUUGUCCGAUUACCGGUGAAGUGGCAAAGUACAAAGACCCCUCCACCGGCAUUCCCUAUGCGAACAUUACUGCGUAUCAAGUCAUUCGCGCUUGCUUGCAUCACGACAUGAGGUGGGCUUCUACAUCAGGCAUCUAUCUAGGUUAUAUACCAAGUGCCAAAGGCGUUCCUGAAGGAUGGGAUGCUGCCAUCUGA